UUGUGCUCGGAGCACCUUCGCAUGCCUUGCGCCCUGGGCCCUGGGUAUGCUGAAAGCCUGGGCAUGUGACCGUAUCUGCUGCUGUCCAGCUGCUUGACCGCGUCCAGUCGUUCGGCCUGUUCUUGUACAUUUUCGCGCGGCCGAACCGAUACAGUGUAGAAGCCUUACGUCGCCUGAUCGCCUGAUGAAUAGUAGUCUAAUAACUCUGUCACAUGCGAGUCAUCACAGCCUCGUCGCGUCCGAUAGUAGUGACGAAGUGCGGGGCGACGUAUCCCGCCUCCCACACCGUGGACCUCGGCGGCCGAGGCAGUCGGCGCCGGAAUCGAAGAAUGAGGAUUCCAGGGCGUGGUGGAGGUCGUCCACCACCUGGCCAAGUGGCGAGGGUGGCAAGGUGACGAAGUUGGCCGACGUGGGCCGCGCCGUCAUGUCAACAACGGUUGAGGCGGAGUACGUGGGCGCGCUCGAGAUACGAGUGUUCCGAAGCAUGACAGAGGUACGAGCACCGAUCCAUUCCGCUUCGUUUCUGUAUCUCUUCAUUACUCAGACUGGUUGGGAGCGUUCACCAUCCGAGCAGCAUGCGCUCUGUACUCCUUCUCGCUGCACUCGCACUCGUCCACGCCCAGCGGAUAGCGCGGCACGAUGAUCAUGGCGGUCAUGAAGAUGAGCCAGACCCCCACUCGCAUGCGAUCUCCGCUGUAUGGGCGGCCACAGAACUUGAGACGCCAGCUCUCGUCUCCUCCGGCCUCCCCACCCCUUCAUCCGCGGUCUCCACGGGCCAUGGUCACGGACACGGUCACGGUGCACCCCCAGCGCACAACCACAACUCCCACGCGCCCGUCAAG
This is a messenger RNA of Cutaneotrichosporon oleaginosum, 842 nucleotides long. The record is from RefSeq and is a predicted model, not a curated record. NCBI's taxonomy places the organism in Eukaryota, Fungi, Basidiomycota, Tremellomycetes, Trichosporonales, Trichosporonaceae.